CCGGGAAAGCUCGGUUUCAACAGGAGGAGUGUUUUGGUGUUUUCAUCGCUGAAAGUGUUGAAACGUUUGAUAAACAAUGCAGAAAAUAACAGAGAAGCUUCUACUGGAGAAAGCCACUCCAAAAACCAAUAAACUGGAGCAAAUCAAGGCAUUGAAUCUGUCUAAGAUGGGGUUGAAGCUUCAGGAUCUACCCGUCAAGCUGCUAUCCCGUCUCCAGUCCCUGGAAAAGUGGGAUCUUUCUGGGAACAUGCUGCAGGAGUUUCCCAAGAGCCUGGAGCUGUCUACUCUUCGCUGCCUGGACCUGAGCGACAAUCAGAUCGAGGAUGUUACCACUCUGAACUCUCUAAGCAACUUGGAAGAGAUCAAGAUAGAUAACAACCUCUACAUCACUGUGAGUGACAGUUACAAGCUGAUGGUGCUGCUGCCCAAUCUGAGGAUUUACAACGGUAAAGAUGUCACCUCUUCUGCCAACCACUUACGUUAUGUCUACAGUGACAACCUGAGGACCAGGAUUGCUGCUCUUUGGGAGAAGAACUUCUGCGCCCGAGAUCCCAUCACAGCAGGGAAGCUGUCUGACUUGGAGAUCGAUUUCAUCAGCACUGCCCGGAAGCAAGUUAAAUUUGGGCCUAGUUCAGUCAGUGACUUCACCAAAUGGAGGGUGGAGAUAUUAGCUAAAGAGUAUCUACGUUCUCUGACAGAACCAAAGGAAAAACCUGAUAGCGAGGAGUCUACCGGCACUAAAAUGAACUGUGAUGUCUCAAAGCCUGCCAAGAGGAAACAAAGUCAAUUAGUUAUAAACACCAACAUAAGCUUGACACCUCGCAAAAAGGCUUGCACAGAUCCCCCGGCCUCUUCGGCUGAAGACAGUCCUCGCCAGUCCAGAUUCCGCCUCAAGCCUCAGAGACAAACCCCAUCCAGCACGGUCAGGAUGAGCCCCCGCAAGACAAGUCAGCCUCCCGCUACGCCCAGCAGAGGAGAGAGCAGGCCAGAGACACCUAAGAGAAGUUCUGAAGUGCAACAAAUCAAUGAGGAUGGCACUCGGAAGAAACAGAAGCAGGAAAGCGCAGGCAAAAAAGGUUUACAGAGAGAUGCCGACAUGCUACACACAGCAGAGACUUGCAGCAGGACACAGCAGCCGGUGAGUCUCAAGCCGCUCCACGUUCUCCAGUGCCACAGCAAGCAGGACAGCUUGGAGGACUUCUCGACCCAGCUGUGGGCCUGUGCUUUCCAGCCGCUGCCAGAUUCUGCAGGCAAUGCUGGAGGAAGUCGUUUGGUCGCCACUUGUGGAGGAGACUCCAUCUGUUUGAUUGACUGUGAAAUGGGGAUGGUGAUGAAGAAGUACAAAGUUCCUGGGGAGGAGUUCUUCUCCCUGGCCUGGUCCACAGUGUUGAUGUCCAGGGGGGGCACGGCUUCAGCUCAGCACUGCAGUAUUCUUGCAGCUGGUGGCAAGAGAGGAAUUGUUAAAUUGAUUCAUCCCAGAAACAACGUGGCCUACGGCGAGUUCAGAGCCAGCCGGAAGGCGCUCUCUGUCCUCCGUUUUAACCACUAUCAGGGAAACUUCCUCUUCACGGGAUCAUACGACAACAAGAUCCUCAUGUGGGACAUCGGCGGGGUGGACAGCCAGUACAACUUCAAAAUCGUUCAGCUGCUGGUGUUGGAGAUCAGUGCCACCCCUCUGCACAUCUGCCUGCCCCCCACUGCUCCCAGUGUGCACCUACUGGCUGCAUCUGAGGACGGCUUGCACUGCUACCACACACAACUCGGUGCCAACAACAGCAAUAAGAGGUCAAAGGAAAUGGAGAUAACUUUUCCCAUAUAUAAGAAAGAAGACAAAGACCAUGACUACCACACCAUAGACGGCCUGAGUUUUCUUAAUGAUGACAUAGUGGCAUCCAAGAACUACAUGUAUGGUUGCAUUUACCUGUGGAGCUGGAGCAGGACCAAGGUUAAGCGGCCUGACAGGAAGAGCAAAACGGUGUGCGCUGUAGUUCUGGCUGAGCUGCAGUGGGUCAGCACUGAGAUUCCCUACCUGGCUCUCAACACCUGUCCCGGUCAAGCCUACAUAGUGUGUGGUGAUGACAAAGGCAAGAUAUGGACAUAUCACAUCACCAACCUCCAGAAAAACAGUUUCCACACUGGGAAACCCAUCCUGCCCACUGAGGUGUUGGAGUGGCCGACCCUGGUGAGGAACGGCCUCGGCCAGGUAAAGGGCCCCUCCAUCAACAGCAUAGCAACGGACCCUGAGCUGUGCUAUCUAGUUGCCCUUAGUGACAAGAAUAUGGUGAUAGUAUGGAAGAGAGAGGAGUCACUCUGAGCACCAGUGGCACCACAGCCACAUGAAUUCAAGUAUCUGCAGUUUAUCUGGAUGUGGCCAGGAUUUAUUUUGUAAAGCUGGGUGUGCCAAAUCAAGGACUGAAGAUGUGCACAUCCAUAAUUUGUGUUAGUGAUGAUGCUACAUCAGCAUCCAACAGCUUCACAGACUGAAGAAAAAACAACAAGACUUCAUUAUUUUCUUUUACACGGCAGUGUAACAUAUGGAGUUUUGAUAUAAAACUCUAAUUGCAGAUAUAUUUUUUAACUUAAAGUUGCUGUUGUUAUGAUUAGUAGGUGAUCAUAACUAAGUGGAGAGACUUUGUGACAUAAUUAUUGACUGAUUUGUUGUUCAGAAUUGAAAAAAAAAAACUGCAUUUAUGUCCACGUGAUUAUAAUAAUCCACCAUGGCCUUCAAAAUCCAGCUGAUAUUUGAGUUUGUUUUCUUGUGCUGAUUUUAGCAGGAGACCAUGACUCCACAUAACUGCUAAGACUGCUCAGUGUCUGCAGGAUGUUUUAAAGGCAACAGUUUGCCGUCACUUUGACUGUAACAAAUGUCACAUUUCAAAUGAAGUCAGUUAAUUCAGAUUUAAUUUGUUGAACUGAAUUUCAUGAGGAUUAUGGCUUGUUUCUUUUUGAAAUAUAUGCUUUGUGUAGUUUUUGAAAAUGUGAAUUAAGCUUGUCUUCUGUUGCGAAGCCAGGAUUGGAUUUUAUUUCCUUGUGCUACUUCGUAAUGUUGAGAUAACAUUAAAGGGUGCACAUGCUGCAGUAUUUACCUUUCUGCUCAUAUCAGUGUGCAGCCCACCAUGUUUUUAUGCUUUAAAGCUGGAA
Molecule: messenger RNA, 3141 nt
Organism: Archocentrus centrarchus (flier cichlid)
Lineage: Eukaryota; Metazoa; Chordata; Actinopteri; Cichliformes; Cichlidae
Gene: lrwd1
Product: leucine-rich repeats and WD repeat domain containing 1
Exons: 16
Coding region: 77-2314 (745 amino acids)
Biological process (GO): establishment of protein localization to chromatin; chromatin organization
Cellular component (GO): nuclear origin of replication recognition complex
Molecular function (GO): protein binding; chromatin binding
Source: RefSeq, a predicted model, not a curated record